CAUUUAUCUAGUUUUAUCAUGAUAGAAGAGACAAAACAUACUUUAAGCAAUAAAGACAGAAAAAUUAAAGUGAGCUCUCCCAUCAAAGACAGAAGAGAGCCAGAAUAUAAAAAGAUCUCUUUCAAUAAAACAGUAGAUUCUUCAAAAACGAAUACUUCUAAUGGGCAUCAACUUCCAAAAUUGAACCUUAAGAGUAGUAUGAUGAGUCAGAGUAAUGGAUCAAUGGAGUUUUAUGACACAGGGGCACCUUCUACCACUUUCAACGACAACGACAUCUGAAAGAUGCUCAAGUUCAACCGCAAGUACGUUGACAAAAAGCAUCUGAAGCACAAAUAAAAAUCUACUUGAGUCACUGUUCAAAGUCAACUUUGAUUCAGCUCCAGCUGAAGAGUCUGAUGAUGAGACAAGCCCCAUGUUGACGAUGAAGCCACGAAGAAGUCCAUAUGGAAGUCCGAUGCGUGCAAACACCAUUAUCCAAGAAGCUAAGAAUACUUUGAAACAGAGGAACAACUCUUUCAGCCACAUUGCAGACAGUCCAAGCAAGAGAUUCAAAUACGCUUCUCUUCAAGAUUACUCAUCAUUGUCCCCGAAGUAUGAAAUGUCUCCGCAAAUAAGGAGUCUCAGUUAUUCUCAAGAUGAUGGGUAUGGAUUGGGUUUUAAAAGCAUGAAGUCAGUCAAGUACAAUCCUAAAGCUGACAGGACCAUCAGCAUCCGAAAGAAGUUCUCUCAAAAGAAAGCUUCUAUUAAAGCUAUGUCAAACAACAACUCUCUUAACAACAGUCCUGCUAAGAAGAAAAUUGGAGACAGCAAUCAUAGAAAUGAAGUGAUGAUGAAGAACUACAGCAAAAUCAUGAAGGCCUCCAACCCAACUGAGAUAUUCGACAAGAUCAGGAAGAGAAAGAAACACGAAAGAUAUCUCGAAGAAAUGAAUAAUGGAAUUUUUGGCAGGUUUGCAAAGAGAAAUAUACAGAAUCAAGUAAAAUCUCAGCCUGAAGAUUUGAGUGGGUCCAGUCCAAAGUUUAUAUCUCGUACUUUCGGUUUGUUACAAAAUUAG
Moneuplotes crassus is the source of this 1054-nucleotide messenger RNA. The record is from the annotation of a GenBank genome assembly. NCBI's taxonomy places the organism in Eukaryota, Ciliophora, Spirotrichea, Euplotida, Euplotidae.